GUUGAGCCGAGGCCAGUGCCCACUCACUCGACUUGUGGGCCACUGCAAUGGCCUUGGAGUGACCGAUACGUCAUAUCUGUCAGGCAUUGACGAAGACAAAAAGAAAGUGAGUCACUGCGGGACUCCCCUUCACCAGGGCAUGCAGUCUUGUACAAAUUUUCUACGACUCGUAGAUCUACUCUCGUCGACGUCCUACGACAAGCUUGCAAGCUAGCUACGGUAUGAUAACUGGAUUUGUAUCGUGGACGUGGGGAUAUCACCUUCGAAAAGGCUUUCCGAAGAUUGUCGAGUUGUGAAGAGGUCGUUCUUAUCUGUCAACCUGUUGUGAGUACGAGAAUCACCAGUACAGUGUAGAAACUGUGUUUGUCUUGUGGCAACCCAUGGCUCAAUGGGAAAAAGCCCAACGUCUGAGUGGAAAACACGGGCAGCUGCUGCGUGAGUUAUACAACACCUAUUUUCCAUUGGAGGCUCGUCAUUAUUUUGCUGAAUGGCUGGAAAGUCAAUCUUGGGCUGAUAUUGAUCCAGAUAAUAAUCUCCAUGCUGAUGCUGCUAGUCAGCUCUUCGCACAAUUUUUGGAUUUGAUCGAUGGAAAAAUUCAAGAGGAGUGUGUGGACAACAAUGCCUUCCUUCUCCGACAUCAACUGGACAAUGUGUGUGGCUCGCUACGGCAGCGUUAUUCCUCCAAUCCAUUGGAGUUUGCCCGCAUGGUGAAGCAUUGCUUGAACACCGAAGCAGAACUCUUGAGACUGGAAGAGAAUGACUUUACUUCUGGUUUCGACGUGUCUCCUCACCAAUCAAGUAUUGAUGCUGCCAUUCAUCGACUCAGAUGUUUAAUAGAGGAGGUUGAGAAUGAUGUGAAAUUGCUACAGCAGAGACAGGAGGCAGUGGUCAUUCAGACGCAAGAGCUAUGGAGAGUCAGUUCUGGCUUGACUGGGCUCCAGCAGCAGCCACAGGGUCCAACCUCGCCUGACCACGCUCAGCAAUCCCAGUUGAACAAAGAUCAGAUCCGUGGCCUGUGCAAGAUCAAGACUAAACUUGAAGAGACAUUGAUGAAGGAAGCCGACUCCCUUGUUGCUGCCAGGAAGAACUUGUACAUGAAGUCUGAGCAGAUGUUAAUGGAGUACAAGAGCGUACAGGACACGGUGUUGGAUGAUGAGUUGAUGAAGUGGUCUAGAGCGCAGCAAUUGCAUGCCGUUGGCGGGCCACCGCCAGGUCCUCUCGACCAGCUUCAAAUUUGGUGUCAAGAAUUAGCUGACAUCAUCUGGAGGUGCCGAAGACAAGUGCAGCAGAUGGAGCAUUUGAAGUCUCACUUAUCGGUUACUGAAGGCCCUGAUAUGGAGCUGAAUGAGUUGAAUUUGAAUGUCAACAAUCUUCUGUGUAUGCUAGUGACAAGAACAUUUAUUCUUGACAAGCAGCCACCGCAGGUCUUGAAAACGAUGACAAGAUUUGGUGCUUGUGUUCGGUUACUGGCGGGUAGUAAGCUGACUGUGUACAUGAACCAUACAGAGGUCCAAGCACACAUCAUCAAUGAGAAGCAGGCUCGCAAUCUGGCCAAGGAGAACACUGUGCCGGUGAAGGCGGAGGUCAGUGGUGAGAUUUGCAAUAACACAAAGGUGAUGGACUUCAACAAGUCGACAGGAACCCUCAGUGCCGAGUUCAACAAUAUGUCUUUGAAGCGUAUCAAGCGACCAGACAAGAAAGGACCGGAGCAUCAACUUGCUGUCACCGAGGAGAAGUUCUGUAUCUUGUUCACUUCCAAAUUCUCCAUGGGCAGUGGUGAGCUCGUCUACUCUGUGAGGACGAUAUCCUUGCCUGUGGUGGUGGUUGUUCAUGUCAAUCAAUCGCCAGCAGCAGAAGCCACCAUUAUGUGGGACAAUGCCUUCUCAGUGCCUGGCCGUGAUCCCUUUCUAGUGCCGGAUGCUGUCUGCUGGCACCGAAUGGCUCAUGCGCUCAGUUUGCGCUUUGAAUCAAUCAACCAGCGUGGCUUGUCGGACAGCUUGCUCUCAGUGGUCUUCAGCAAAGUCUUCCCUGGGCAAGCUGAAGAUCUGUCAACAUCUUUCUCGUGGGCUAAGCUAUACAAGGAGCCAUUGCCAAGCCGAUCUUUCACUUUCUGGGAAUGGUUUUAUGGGACGUGUGAUCUGGUGAAGCGACAUCUCCAGCAGCAAUGGCAGGAUGGCCUGAUCGCUGGCUUUGUGUCACGGCAGCAGGCGGAAGACAUGCUCCUGUCUGAACCUCUACACGAUAACUUCAUCUUGAGGUUUAGUGAUUCAGAAGUAGGUGGCUUGACAACAGCAUACAGCAUGGUCAACCCAAACACAGGUGUUCGAGAAGUGUAUCAUCUGCAACCUUGGACUGCAAGGGACUUCACUGUCCGAGCUUUGGCAGAUCGCAUCCAUGAUUUGGCUGAGCUUCGGUGUGUCUAUCCCAACGUGGAUAAAGAUGAAGUGUUUGGCAAGUAUUACACUCCUCCAGCUUCUUCUCAAGUGCCGAAAUCAUGUAGUGUUAUAGGCUCAGGCUAUGUGGCCACACGCAUCAUUGUGGUAGCCGAAACUGGCCCACGCUCAUCUAACGGCAGUACCUCAGCCAGUAUGGACUGUGUGGCCAGUCCAGCAUCGGUGUCGUCUGCUGUUGGUGGCAAUGGCAAGAUGAAUGUUUCAAGUCCUCCUACGCCGUCUGCCUUUACUGGGGAACGAGGUGGUGCAGCAUCAGAAGCAGCGAGUAGUGGAGCACUGGCAAUGAUGUCAUCCUAUCCGCCUCACUCCACGCCGUCAGUAGCUGUGACAUCAUCGGCGGCGAGUGUGCAUAGCAUGUCUCAUGCUGAUGUUGUUAGUCCUGCUGGUGUUGUAGUGCAGGAUGCCAGUGCGGCUGUUGCUGCAGCCAUGGGUGCUAUGGGUGAAUUGAUGCAAGCCGAAUCAGGAGCUAGUAUUAACCUGAGCGAUGUACUCAACAUGGCCGGUUUGAACGCCGAUACAGCUGCAGCUAGUCAUCCCAUGGGAGCUGUGGAUUCUAUUGAGGAUCUGCUCGACCUCUACACACACGACUAGCGCACUGCAAUGAUCAGCAGUGAGUCGUAUACACUACACACUACACCAGUUGCACUGCUGGUGCUCAUGUUGCUGGGUUUUGAUUUGGUGUGGCAAUGCAUUGCUCGGAUGUCUACUCACGGACACGUGUACUCACAGCGCGAGCGGAGAUGUGCACGCUUAGUUGCUGUACAGAGUGGUGUAUGACCGUAUGCUUGGCGUGUCCACUGCCUGCUUAGUUGCUGUACAGAGUGGCGUAUGACUGUGUGCUUGGCGUGUUCACUGCCUGCUUAGUUGCUGUACAGAGUGGUGUAUGACUGUGUGCUUGGCGUGUCCACGGGCUGCUUAGUUGCUGUACAGAGUGGUGUAUGACUGUGUGCUUGGCGUGUCCACGGGCUGCUUAGUUGCUGUACAGAGUGGUGUAUGACUGUAUGCUUGGCGUGUCCACUGGCUGCUUAGUGUACUACAGCCUGUAAACAGUAGUAGCAUGUCCAGAGCUGAACCUCUAUUGAAAAGUGCAGUGACUUCCGUGCAAUAUGUGUUGAAAGGUACAACACUUUAAAGCCUGUAUUAGCCGGACAAGGUCGACCGACAUGUCAGCCCCCCCCCCCCCUUGAUUUUGUACAAUUAUUUAACCCCAGACUCCUUGCAUUGCUCAUUGGUACAUGUAGUUGCUUGCGAGCAACAGAUGUAGUUUCUUGCGAGCAACGGAUGUAGUUUCUCGAGCAACGGAUGUUGCAUGUACGUUGUAGCAUAGCUGUGCAUAUGGCAUUGCAAGACACUCCCGGUGUGUGUGUGUGUGUGUGUGUGUGUGUGUGUGUGUGUGUCUGUGUAUGAAAGGGAGAGAGUAGUAGUAGUAGUAGUAACUUGUGUUAUUCGUUACCAGUAUGCUUGCCUGCUCUGCAAUGUCUAGCUGUAUAUGAAUGUGUCCAUCCGAGCAGCUUGUCUUGUCUUGUUUCUCUUUGCUCUCAAGUCCCUGGUGGACACUCUUUCUCCUUCACUUUCUCUCUCUCUCUCUCUCUCUCUCUCUCUCUCUCUCUCUCUCUCUCUCUCUCUCUCUCUCUCUCUCUCUCUCUCUCUCUCUCUCUCUCUCUCUUUCCUGGACUGGCAUGUUCUUUGUGGACCUGCCCUCGGAGUCCUUGUUUAUUUUUUUAUCAGAUUCACUGGUACGUGGUAUGGUGACAUUGUCAAUCCAUGUGCAUUGUUAUAUGCUGUUUUUACUCAGAACCAUCUCUUGCUCUAACACUGCUGCCUGAUUUUUAUUUUCAUCUUAUAGUUGCUAUUACAUGUAAUAGUUUUACACGUCUCUGUUAUGAUCAUGCCAGGAUUAGCCAAACGCACUGUAUACCGGGUGUGGGCAGCGAAUGAGUUUCCUUUCCUGCCCACGUCUACUGUCACUUGCAAGUUGCAACUAAUAUUACUUUCCAUCGUCAGUUUUUAACCUUUAACAUGCCUAUUUGCACCAGCAUACAACCGCACCUCUGUUUGUGUG
Messenger RNA from Sycon ciliatum, 4515 nucleotides. RefSeq names its product signal transducer and activator of transcription 5B-like. Gene Ontology annotation, molecular function: RNA polymerase II cis-regulatory region sequence-specific DNA binding; DNA-binding transcription factor activity, RNA polymerase II-specific. The record is from RefSeq and is a predicted model, not a curated record. Gene Ontology annotation, biological process: defense response; cell surface receptor signaling pathway via JAK-STAT; regulation of transcription by RNA polymerase II. NCBI's taxonomy places the organism in Eukaryota, Metazoa, Porifera, Calcarea, Leucosolenida, Sycettidae. The coding region runs from base 381 to 3044 and encodes 887 amino acids. The transcript is spliced from 27 exons.